CCCAAAAAAGGCUUCUUUCACCUGGUUCUUUGUUCAAGUAUCUUCUACGCAGAGCAGAUUUAGUAACAAUGGCGGACAAGGUAGUUCUCUUGGAUUUCUGGCCCAGCUUUUUUGGGAUGAGGGCAAGAAUCGCCUUAGCUGAGAAGGGUAUCGAGUAUCAAUACAAAGAGGAGAACGUCCUACAAGACAAGAGCCCUCUUCUGCUGCAGAUGAACCCAGUUAAAAAGACAAUCCCUGUAUUGAUCCAUAAUGGGAAACCCAUCUCCGAAUCCCUUAUAAUUGUUCAAUACAUUGACGAGACUUGGAAGGACAAAUCUCCUCUGUUGCCUUCUGGUCCUUACCAACAAGCCCAGGCCAGGUUCUGGGCUGAUUACGUUGACAAGAAGGUUUUCACCUCUAUAAGGGAAACAUGGAGUACAAAGGGAGAAAAACAAGAGGCAGCUAAGAAGGAAUUCAUAGAGGUCUUGAAAUUCUUAGAAGGAGAGCUUGGAGACAAGCUUUACUUUGGUGGUGAGAGUUUUGGAUACUUGGAUGUGAGGCUUGUGCCUUUCUACAGCUGGUUUUACACCUUGGAGAAAUGUGGAAACUUCAGCAUUGAAGCAGAGUGCCCAAAGCUGAUUGUUUGGGCCAAGAAGUGCAUGCAGAGGGAUAGUGUGGCCAAGUCCCUUCCUGACUUAGACAAGGUCUACAACUUCGUUCUGCAACUCAGGAAGAAGAUUGGUCUAGAGUAGAAAAGAAAAAAAGAGUUCUUGUUGGAUUUCAAGCCAUGUAGAAG
Telopea speciosissima is the source of this 775-nucleotide messenger RNA. RefSeq names its product probable glutathione S-transferase. Gene Ontology annotation, biological process: glutathione metabolic process. Gene Ontology annotation, molecular function: glutathione transferase activity. Bases 69 to 731 code for a protein of 220 amino acids. Gene Ontology annotation, cellular component: cytoplasm. NCBI's taxonomy places the organism in Eukaryota, Viridiplantae, Streptophyta, Magnoliopsida, Proteales, Proteaceae. The record is from RefSeq and is a predicted model, not a curated record. The transcript is spliced from 2 exons.